Messenger RNA from Cucurbita maxima (winter squash), 1742 nucleotides. RefSeq names its product protein SLOW GREEN 1, chloroplastic-like. The record is from RefSeq and is a predicted model, not a curated record. NCBI's taxonomy places the organism in Eukaryota, Viridiplantae, Streptophyta, Magnoliopsida, Cucurbitales, Cucurbitaceae. The coding region runs from base 166 to 1239 and encodes 357 amino acids. The transcript is spliced from 2 exons. Gene Ontology annotation, molecular function: protein binding.
AAAAAUGAUGGCGCAUUUUGCCUCCGCAGUUAAACGACGUCGUAGAAGGUGUACAUACGCAGAUUUCUGUACACUCAUCGUCGUUGUUCUUCGGUUUCUCCCUUGGUAACGUGAUCAGGGUUUUGGAUUUCCCCUGUAACAUCCCAUUUCUCUUCUCCAGGCGCCAUGGAUUCUCUUGGUAAGCUGCAGCACUGCCACCAGUCCCUUCACCUUCUUGUCAACGGUGUCCCCUGGAUUUCAAAACCAAUUUCUUAUCUUAGCAUCAGAACUCCACUGCCGGUACCGUCGUCGUCGUCGUACAGAUCGUCAUCUGUUAGAGCCUUGAAGCGAUCACCGUCGUUACCCUUCGACUCGUUUUGUCAAGCUCCACGACGGCGUGGGCCUUCACUCCCCCAAAUUCUAGACCCCAUUUCCUCGUCGAUCCUCAAAACCACCUGCGUCACUUUUGCCGCCGCCGCCGCCGCCGCCUUGUUUUUUAUGCGGUUUUGCGGCAAACCUGCUGUUGCAGCCCCAAUUCCUCCGCCUACGGUGGAAUCUGUGAAGGAAUCAACGGAUGGUGAAGAAGAUAAAGAGAGGGCACUUGAAGAACAACUGGUACACAAUCCCAAUGACGUUGAAGCUCUUGGAUCGCUCAUGGAGGUGAGAGUUAAGUCUCGCAAGUUUCCUGAAGCGAUUAAAAUAUUAGACCGUUUAAUUGAACUUGAGCCCGAUGACUUAGAAUGGCUAGUAUUGAAGGCCAACGUUUAUAUUCAUAUUGGCGAUUCUGAAUUGGCGAGAAAGGAAUUUGAGAGGAUUUUAUUGAAGGAUCCUUUUCAGGCUGAGGCCUAUCAUGGGCUUGUAAUGUUGACGGAGACAUCAGAUACUGAUUCAUUGAAGGCGAUUCUGAAUAGGGUUGAAGGGGCAUUAGAACAUUGCAAGAAACUUAAAGGGAAAUCGGAGGAAAGGGACUUUAAGCUCUUGAUAGCUCAAAUUAAAGUUAUGGAGGGUAGUUACUCUGAAGCACUGAAAGAUUACCAAGAACUAGAGAGGGAGGAGCCGAGGGAUUUUAGGCCACAUUUGUGUCAGGGAAUUCUUUAUACUCUGCUUAAGAAGAAUGAUGAGGCUGAGAAACAAUUUGAGAUAUUUCGAAGGCUUGUUCCGAAGAACCAUCCCUACAAAGAAUAUUUUGAUGAAAACAUGUUUUCAACCAAGCAUUUCGUACAACAAAUUGAGAGGGAUGCAUCGACUUCAAAUCACUGACUGUCUUUUUUCAUAUCUUCAGAGCUUUCUGGUUCUACAAUGAUGGUUUUGUUGCUUAGUUGCAAUCUAGCUCCACUUUUACUCAUAUUUGGUUGAAAUUAAGGGAUGAGGUUUGAUCCUUUUCGGUAGAGAGAAGGAAACCAGAAACAAAAUUAUUUCCUACAAUUUGGCUGACAAAACCCCCCUGUUUUGGACUGAGUUAGAGCAUUUCUGGCUUGUUCAAAAGCAACAUUUGGUUACUUUCUUUCUUUCCCUCUCUCUCUCUCUCUCAAGGGAGAAACAGGAACUUUGAAUUUUUCUCCUAAAUCUUAAGUAGUGAACAUUUGAAUUUACUUUAGCACUGUAUCUCCUUCUAUUAGGGUGACUGGUGAAGAUUGUACAUUGCUUUUCUCCUUUCUCUUGAAUCUCUAGAUCUUGUUUAUAAAAUGGUGAAGAUUGUACGGACGGUCAAGAAAGUUAGUGACCUGAUGACAGGGGAGCUAGCGAUCAAAGUCCCAGUGAAU